AUUUUUCAUUAUCCCCAAGCUCACUCUCACCAUCCAUUUCUCAACUCACAAAGCUCAGGGAUCUUUUAAACAGUUUAACCCCCCUCCAAAAAGAAAAAAUACAUGGUGAAGCCAACACAGACUGAGGCAACCACGAACCAUGGCUCGGACCCGACCGGUAAUGGUUCAAAGUACAAGGGUGUAAGGAAGAGGAAAUGGGGGAAAUGGGUAUCCGAAAUCCGACUUCCCAACAGCCGUGAACGUAUUUGGUUAGGUUCUUACGACUCGCCGGAAAAAGCCGCUCGGGCAUUCGACGCCGCUCAGUAUUGUUUACGUGGCAAUGGAGCAAAGUUUAACUUCCCCGAUAACCCACCGGAUAUAGCCGGUGCAACGUCACUUGGCCCACAUGAGAUCCAAGCCGUGGCGUCUAGGUUUGCCAACGAGUCGGUUAAUAACAACAAUGCGAUGACGGACCGGACUGUAGAACAAUACACGACGUCUUCGUCGGUUACGGUGUCGGACGGUGGAGUUGCGACGCAAGUAGAAAGCCAUGAAACGAGGACGGAUUGGUCCUCGUUUUUGAGCAUGUUGGAUUCCAAUGAAGGGAUGUCGUCCGAUUAUGGGUUUUAUCCAGGGCUGGGUCAUUUACCCGGCGAUCAUUUCUAUCCUCCUCCUCCACCGCCGCCGGUUGAUGAAUACAUGGACGAUGAUCAAAACUACGUCGGCGACGGUUUUUCCCAGCACUCAUCGUUUCUUUGGAACUUCUAAACCAAAAUUUUCAGAAUUACAGUACUUUGUAAGUGUAAUAUCAGUGUUUUUUAAUCACCCUUUUUAUCGGAAAACUACAGAAAUUUAGCUGGAUAAUCAGGAAUUUGGUGAAUUUUAGCUGCCGGAAUCACUGAUUUUUUCCCAGUUAUAUACUGCAGGUUUGAUAGGUUUUGACUCUUUAUAAUUUUUUAAAUAUAUAGGCUUGUUUGUCUUUUGUUACUUAUAAAAA
Messenger RNA from Gossypium raimondii (Peruvian cotton), 976 nucleotides. Its product is annotated as ethylene-responsive transcription factor ERF017. Gene Ontology annotation, biological process: regulation of DNA-templated transcription. The record is from RefSeq and is a predicted model, not a curated record. The coding region runs from base 103 to 747 and encodes 214 amino acids. Gene Ontology annotation, molecular function: DNA-binding transcription factor activity; DNA binding. Lineage: Eukaryota; Viridiplantae; Streptophyta; Magnoliopsida; Malvales; Malvaceae. The transcript has a single exon.